AUGGCCGGACUGAAGCUUCUCCUCCUCCUAGCCCUGGUCGCCACCACCUGUACGGCGCAAGCACCGUCCCGAGCUCCGACGGUGUCCCCCGCUGCCACGCCGGCGCCUGUCCCGUUGGCGCCGCCCACCGCCACCCCAUCUCCCUCGCCGGCUCCGCCCACCGCCGCUCCGACCCCGGCCCCCGUCGCCUCUCCCACCUCGUCGCCGCCUGCCGGAGUUCCCGCCGCCGCGCCAGGCGCCGGCGCCGCCAGUCCCGGAGCCGCGGGUCCCGGAGCUGCGGGUCCCGGAGCCGCCACACCGUCUGAACAGCCUCCGUCCGACGGAUCGAACGAUGGGUUCGUGAGUAGGGCCGCCGUUGGCGGCACCGCCUUCGCGGCGGCGAUCGUUGCGGUGGCGUUGAUUUAG
Messenger RNA from Striga asiatica, 405 nucleotides. The record is from the annotation of a GenBank genome assembly. NCBI's taxonomy places the organism in Eukaryota, Viridiplantae, Streptophyta, Magnoliopsida, Lamiales, Orobanchaceae.